AUGGCCGGCCUGCUGAGAGCGCCGCGGCGGCUCGGCGUGUGGAGCGCCGUACGGGGCGCGUGCCGCGGCGUGCGGUACGCGUCGGGCGCUUCAGAUGCAGAGAAGAGUAUGCACGAGCUCGAGGCGCGCUGGGAGUCGAAUCCGCUGCUCCACCUGCUCGCGUCGCCGCUGCGCCGCUGCAUUGUGACGCAUGCUGCGCUUCCUAACGGCCUGAUGAUACAGCUCAAAGUUGUGCAUAUACCCAAAGGCGAAGGCACCGAGCUGACGCUUCUCCCAGAUGGCAUACUCCAUCCGCGGUACGCGCAGAAAAAGCUCGGCAAGGGCAUGUGGGUGCUGGGCGACCAGCAGGUAUUCCAGCGGCUCCAGGAGAAACAAAUGCACCGCUCAGUCGCGCCGGAAGCGAGUCUCUUGCCGCGUGUCCUGCCGCUCGUGACGCACCAGUUGCAGGAGCGUGUUGUUCAGGAGCUCGAGCUGGCUGUUGCGCGUGCACAGACCGGGGCGCUUGAGCGUGCAGCAGCGCACGCAGAUAACGCUGCAUCGGCGCCAUACCACCCCGGUCCGGCCCAAGCGAGGCAUAUGCGGUCGGACGCUCUGUAUACCCCCGAGGCGCCUCGUCAUGGCGCCUCGCUUGUCCUGCACGAGUCUACCGACGGCGCGGCGGCGCGUCUCUCGCCGCCGGGCGCGUGCGUAGCCUAUGCCGUGCCUGGGCUAUUUGGGGACGCGGCGCUGCGUGCGGCCGCGCUCGCGCACCUUCUACGGGACUAG
This is a messenger RNA of Malassezia japonica, 765 nucleotides long. RefSeq lists its product as uncharacterized. The record is from RefSeq and is a predicted model, not a curated record. The coding region runs from base 1 to 765 and encodes 254 amino acids. NCBI's taxonomy places the organism in Eukaryota, Fungi, Basidiomycota, Malasseziomycetes, Malasseziales, Malasseziaceae. The transcript is spliced from 5 exons.